AUGGGCCAAUGCCAAUCCAUCAACGCCCAACCUGGCGAAGGCUGCUUUGAACUAGCCCAACGUUGCCGCAUCUCGCAAUACGACUUUGACCGCUUCAACCCCAACGUCUGUGGGAACAUCUACGUCGGCAUGCGCAUGUGCUGCACCCAACCCGUCUGCUGCCUCUCCCCACCAUCGAGUCGCCGGCGGACGGUACCCCCACCGCCAACCAUCGAGCUAUCGCCCCCGCCCCCCGCUGGUGGGUCGUGCGAGACUUACACCGUGAAGGGCGGGGACACCUGUGAGGAUAUCGCUUCUGCUUUUGGGGUCUCGGAGGAUGGGCUUGAUAGGAUUAAUGUCUUUACUUCUGGUUGGGGAGGGUGUUCUGCUCUUGUGGACGGGACGGUGAUUUGUGGCGUUAAGGAGUCUGUACCGGAUGACGAGUCGGAGUUGAGGAAGUUGUAA
Molecule: messenger RNA, 444 nt
Organism: Podospora anserina S mat+
Lineage: Eukaryota; Fungi; Ascomycota; Sordariomycetes; Sordariales; Podosporaceae
Exons: 3
Coding region: 1-444 (147 amino acids)
Source: RefSeq, a predicted model, not a curated record